CUGAUAAUAUCUUAGUAAUUACUUUUAGUAGAGUAAUACAAAAAAAUUAUUCGCAAUGAAAUUAAAUUUUUGUUUAUUGUUAGCAUUGAUUAUUUAUUAUGUUCAGUAUUUUCAAUGCUCAGAUGCUCACGAAAAUAAUGAAAUAUUCAUAUAUUCAUUGGUCAACGGGAGUAAUAUUGGUGAUCUGUACAAUGCAAACAGUGGCCAAUUUAUCGGCACUAAUAUAUUUGGCAAUCGUUUGGCCAAUUUGUCGGUUCAAUCAAAUAGUGUGGGAGAUGAUGAUCAAAAUAUAAACAUUGCAAUUGUUUACAAUGUUCAUGAUAAAUUUAACCAUUUUCAAUUGACUAGUUUACAAAAAUUGCAUCUAUUAGCCCAAUCAAUUAAAGUAGAUGAUGAUAAUGGUGCUAACAAAUAUCUGCUUGAUCAUCAAUCCUCAACAAAUGUGCAAGUAGCGUUUAUCAAAACUAUCAAAAGUAAAUCUCAGCAUGUCAAUUUAGAUGAUGAUAGUGUCAAAGCCGCUAUCAAUUGGGAAAGUCUAUUGCAUACCAGUGCCACACAUGUUGUUGUGGGCAUUGAAUGGGGCACUCGGCUUAUCGCUGCGAUCGGCGAUAGCAAUAGUGGCAAUAAAAACAGUGCUAUUAUUGGCAACCAAUUGGAGCGCACUGUCCAAACGGUUUACAAUAACGUAGAAAUCAAUGGCCAAUUCAAGUCAUACAACAAUAAGAUAAAUAAUAUUAAUUUAUUUGACUACCGGUUCAAAUUGUUUACCGAUAUUAAACCUGAUACUACACCCGUUACUAUUGUCGAUGCUAUUUCCUAUGUAAAAUACUAUAAAACUGACCAUGCUAAACAAUUGAACUACAAGAUUAUGCCGAUUAGUCAUUUGAUUUCAUUAAUGACUCAAACAAAACCCAAUUAUAAAACAAUUGCAAAACAAAUUGAUAAUGAAAUUGUUGAUAAAUUUGUACAAUUAUUUUAUAAUAUGAUUACAAUUGAACAACAAUUCAAUGAUUAUAUUUAUGGUAAACAAUCAGUCAAAGAUAGAUUAUCAGUGGCUAAUCUAACUGAACUCAAACAUGAUUUUGUUUUAUUUAAAAAUAAUUUUUCAAAAAAAUUGAUUGAAUUGCUUAAUAAAAUUGACACAAUAGAUGAUAAUGAUUGGUCUCAAUUUGUUAAUCAUUAUGAUGUGAGUCAUUCAAAAGUUGAUGAAUUCAAUAGUAAACUUAAAAAGUUUCAAUCACUGGUGUCUACUCAUCAUCAGCUUAUUGAUCCAAUUGUUUCAAAUGUCAAUAGAUCAUCAACAUUAUCAUCAUCAUCGGUAUCAUUGCAACAAACAAAAACGUCAAAAUACUAUAAUGAAAAUUUUAUUUACAUAUGUGGUGGUAAUUAUAAAAACAAAUGUUAUAAAUAUGAUAUACGUAAAAAAGUGUGGCAACAAAUUGCUAGUAUGAACUAUGGUAGACGUGGUUUUAGUUUAAUUACAUUAUAUAAUCAAUUGUUUGCCAUCGAAGGUCUGAAUGAUGAGCCGUAUUACUCGGUUGAAGUAUAUGACCCGUACAAUAAUUUUUGGCGAUUGGGUUCGUCAUUAAAUAUUAAACGACAAUAUUAUGGUGCUACUGUUUUAUACAAUAAUAUUUAUGUAUGUGGUGGCAGUUAUAAUGAUUGGAUAAAAUCGUGUGAAUAUUAUACGCCAUCAACUGAUGAAUGGAUGUUUAGUACACCACUGACCAGUGGUCGCAGUGAACUGGCUCUGGUAGCACAUGAUGGCUAUAUCUAUGCCAUUGGCGGAAGAGAUAAUAGCAAUUAUGGAUUAGAUUUAGUCGAAAGAUUUAAUACACAAAACAAAAUAUGGAGUCGAAUGGCUAAUAUGUUAUUUAAACGUACCCAAUGUGCUUCAGCAUCAUUCAUGGGUAGUAUAUAUGUUUGCGGAGGUAUUUACAACACUAAUGACAGCUAUUAUUAUACAAAUUCUUGCGAGAAAUAUGAUUCAGAUAAAAAUCAAUGGACUUCUAUCGCUAAUAUGACUACAUCGAGAAGUGAUUUUCAUUUACUUGUAUACAAUGAUAAAUUGUACGCCAUUGGAGAUAGUUCCCAAAUUGAUGUUUACGAUUAUCAAUCGGAUAUUUGGACUAAUACAGUGUCACUGCCUAAUUAUAAUUAUGAAUUUGGGGCAGCAAUUCUAUAAACAAUUAAAUGAUGGUUUAACGUUAUUAACAAUUUUAAACAAUAAUGUUUGUCAAUAUGAAUACAUUGAAUAUUAAUUUAAAAUUAGUUUAUUAUAUUCAUUAUUUAACCA
Molecule: messenger RNA, 2296 nt
Organism: Oppia nitens
Lineage: Eukaryota; Metazoa; Arthropoda; Arachnida; Sarcoptiformes; Oppiidae
Exons: 9
Coding region: 56-2185 (709 amino acids)
Molecular function (GO): protein binding
Source: RefSeq, a predicted model, not a curated record